AGGUGUCGCUGCCUUUGCUGUUUCACAGAAGAACACUGCUGGCUUUGUUAAAGUAGUAGAGGUAUUUGGGCAGCCGAAAUGAUGUCCAGCGGUGGGAAGAGAACUUCAAGUCCAGCUGAGGAGAUGUUCCUAUGGAUUACAUCAGACGGGGAAGGACACCAAGCAGAUAGUUCGUCUGAAUCAGCACUGUCCUCCGAGCUGCAAUGCAUGGAAAGUAGUGGUUCAGUAGUCAAGCGACGUUGCCGUGCGGGCAAAAAGAAGAACUAUACUGACCAGGAAAUGGAGCUCUUGGUGGAUGAGGUUAUUGCUAAUUGGCGAACUUUAUUUUCCAAAAACAGUGAAAAAAUGCCUAUGUCCAUAAGAACAGCCGUUUGGAAUGGUAUACUGGUCAAAGUUAAUUCAUUGGGCAUAGAUAGAAGGACAGUACCUGAGCUUAAAAAAAAAUGGGUAGAUAUCAGGAAUAAAGUCAAAGCAAAAAUGGCUUUAGUAUCUAAGGAAUCUCAACAAACCAGUGGAGGCUCUCGGUCCAAUGUGUAUUUAACAGCCAUGGAACGGAAGGUUGCCUCGACCUACACACGUCAACAAACUCAAGGAAUUGGCAACAUAGAUGUGUGCAAUAUUGUUCAAAAUUCAACAUUGCAACGAUGUGAGAGCGGCUUCAGUGAUGUCAUGCCUGCUGGGAAACGCCCACUUUCUCCUGCUGGAAGAUUGCACUAUGUGAGCAAAAAUAAAGUGCUGGAGCCUGUUUCCCACCCAAUUGCUAAGGAGAUGCCGAAGCCACGUGUUGAACCACUUCAUGUGGUCGAAAACCUGCAUGAGCAGGUGGACGCUACUCAGCAAGAUCUACCCAUCGAAACUGAUGACAUACAGGAAAGCCAAGAUGAGAUCCCGGGUCCAGAUGAUUUAGGGCUCCCCCUGGCACAGUCCUCAUUUCUGACUAGUUAUUUUCAACAAAAUAUGCAAUUUAUGACAAGGGUGGAAAGAAGGCUGGAAGGGAUGGAGCGAAGUUUGGAAAUCAUAGCCAACACUUUAGUGACUGGCUUAGCUCAUCUACAACGUUAUGCCCCUUCUACACCUACUUCAUCACAACAUGUCCAACCUGCAGUAUCCCAGCAAACUAGGGGUCAGGAAUCUGCAUCAUCAACACAAUGUAACCAAUGUGGCAAUGUUACUUUCCCCAUUACUGCUCCCCCCCUUUCUUUAGGCCGAAGUCAAGAAAGCCUUAGUUUUAGUUGCCCAAAUUUGAAGGAGGAAAAUACUAGUGUAAGCUGCAGGAUGACAUCCACUCUAGGCACCCAGCCCCCUACCGUUUACCCAUUGGCUUUGUCCUUAGAUUUAUUUUCAGGGUCAGGAGAUGAAGGAAAUAGUCAAGUAAACAUUUCAGAGCCACGUAAAUCUACAUCCACUGCAGCUGCUUUUCUCCCACAAUGUAAAACAGAGGAUUCCUCUGAAUAUUCCCCAUAAGCCUGAUGAUAAAGCUGCCAGAACGUUUUUCCCAUCAUAAAUGCAUGAAUGCGCCCUUAGUAGGAGUUUAAAACAUUGGUCUUCAUUUACUAAGCUAAAACUGACUAGUUUUAGUUGGGUUAUUCCAAGUUAUUUUGAUGUAUUGUGUCUGCAACAUGCCUGUUCCAGUGUGCACCAGAAAAAUCUGACAAACCCAACAUUGCAUUGUGAAAAGCCAAAAAGGGGGCUUGGUCUGUCACAAAGUAGUAUAUGGUGGACCCAAAAAGGGGUGUGGUUUUAGAAUUACUUACUACUGAAUUCACAGAAAAUCCUGUGAAUAAAUGGCUUGGAAAUUUCUACCUAGAAAAACCUGGUCGAAAAAUGUCCUAACUUGUGAAUCUAUGAAUCCCCAUAGUAAAUAGAGAGGAAUCCUGCAAGUCUAAAACAACAUUUCACUCUAGUAAUAACCCAACACUCUAAGGCUCCUUUCACACUACCACUACAGUCCAUCAGUAGUGGAUCUGUUGGAAGAUAGCGGGAGAAAAAAAUUGUGCUUGGGAAGUCUUUUUCUCCCGCUAUCUCCUGCGGAAUAAUGGAGCGCAAUAACAGACGUUAGAGAAUCCCAUUCAAGUGAAUGUGACCCUCUGUGCCCGUUAUGCCUCCCGUUAGGCUCCGUUACAAUAAUGGACGUUAAUGGCCAAAGAAAAGAAAAAGAGAGAGAGCCUUAACGUCUGUUUGUAACGGUAUUGUGAAAGUAGUAAAUGAGAGUCAUUGUGUCUAGAAGUUGCUGAACUGACAUCCCCAAUAGCUAGGAGGCAUAGGAAAAAUUCUUUGCGCACAAUGUUGGGAUUCCUCUUGUAACAGCUGGGUUUAAGUGUCCCUAUUCUCACUAUUCCACCCAAAAAGCAGAAAGCGAGAGUCUGUCUCCAAUUUGGGUGUGGUUUUACAACUUGGCUCCAUUCACUUCAAUGGAACUGAGCUGCAGCACCAAACCCAACCUGGAUGGAUGCAGACGGGGAGCGGUUUUUGAAAGAAAUUAGCUGUUUUUUCUAUUCCGGAUAACUACUUUAAGUUUAAAAAGGGUGCAACAUUGGAUACACCUUGUCUGAAAAAUCAUUGGUCUUUUUUAAGUCUAAUAUCUUUGUUUUGCAAAACCUUGAGUGUUUAU
Hyla sarda is the source of this 2611-nucleotide messenger RNA. Its product is annotated as myb-related transcription factor, partner of profilin-like. The record is from RefSeq and is a predicted model, not a curated record. The coding region runs from base 79 to 1464 and encodes 461 amino acids. The transcript is spliced from 4 exons. Lineage: Eukaryota; Metazoa; Chordata; Amphibia; Anura; Hylidae. Gene Ontology annotation, cellular component: nucleus.